AACGAAAGGUUCAGUUAGUCCAGAAACAAGUCGAAAAGCGAUGAAAGUUAUGUCGAUUCCAAAAGCCUCUAGUGCACUAGUACCUUUGACCAUUGAUGCUUGUUCAUUUGUCUUUUGAUUUUUGCAUUUUCGAAUCCGUCGUCGCUGUUGAUGAAUCUUUUACCGAGUAUUUCGAGAGGCUAAAUGAUCUUACUGUUGAUUCUUUAGGGCAAAAGUAGAAAGAAAUACAAAGAUCAUCACCAGUUCGCAGGUCAAAUCAUCACAUUGAUAAAGGGUAAGACUCAAUUCUAUGUGAUGUGUUUCAGUUACGAUCAUUUAUCAGCUUCUUCGUUUUCAGCCAAUUCCAUGACAUUCACGACCAAUUGGGUGUCCAAGGUUGAUUUCUUAUCUUCAAACACUUUAAUAUAAAUCACGAGUAGUUCACUUGUAAAUUAACUCAUAUAAAUUACACUGUUCUCACAAUUAAAUACGAUAGUUGAUUGAUCACAUUAACUGUUCAUCUAGUGGUGAAUCCUUGAAGAGAGUACCAACCAUUAUCCAAAUGAACCAAAAAAUUUAUUACGAUUUUAUUACGAUUUCGAAUAGAUCGAAAAAGUAAUCGUGGCUCUUUGGUUAGUCCAAUAGUGCUAUAUGAAAUGAUUUAUCUGAAUAUCUGUCUAUUAAUGUAUAGAAGUUUGAUUCAAUUGAUCAACAGGAAUUAAUCUCAUUAAGUAUAUUGUGAUUUGUUGAUCUGAUAAAAUAAAAGAAAACUCAACCGAAAGAAAAAGAAAGUGCUCUUCAAAUUAAGUUAUCAAUUGUUAUUAACUGUUAAUCAGUGUGAUUUAAUUAUGGUUCUUGAACAUUAUUGUGGUUAUGAUGCUUGGGACUUACAAUCAAUUUGGCAUUCAGAAGCGCUUAGUAUUCCACCUUGUUUGAUUGAUACUAGUUUACUAUGGACAAUCUCGGGUUUCCUUUGGACACUAUUUCCGUUCGCGGUUCAAUCAGUUUUAAACUCAUCUCGAAGUAAAAGGAAAAAGUUACCAUGGACUUUUCUCCUUACGGCCAAAUUAAUCAUUGGAUUAUGUCUAAUCGUGCUGGUUGGAAUUCAGUUUAUCAUCAUCAUAAUCGAUUUUAAACAUGGUACAAACAUUCACCCUGUCGAUUAUUAUUCACCGUUAAUCAAAUUGAUGACCUACACUUUGGCAGUAGGUUUGUCUCUUUGGUAUCGAUUCAAUGGUGUUCAUACGUCGGCAUUAUUAUUCAUUUACUGGUUUUUUAUGUUCAUCUAUGAAUCAAUCAACUAUUUAUCUCUAAUCCAAACUUCGAAAGAUCCAAAUUAUUAUGAGUGGUCAUUCAGUUUAUCCGAUAAAAUCGCCAAGACUUUUCAUCUUGUUGGAUCAAUUUGUAUGCUGUUAUUACAGUGUUUUCCAGAUUCGAGGAUUCCAAGUUCACUGAUUAAAGAAAACGAAUGUCCAUAUGAAAGAGCUUCGUUUAUCAGUAGAAUACUCUUCUUUUGGUUCGAUUCAAUGGCAUUAAAAGGUUUCCGUAAAUCGCUUGACCAAUCUGAUAUGUGGAAACUGGCGGAAGACAAUCAAUCGAUCACAAUCAGGAAACGUUUCGACAAUUAUAUACGUUCAUCAUCUUCUCCAUCGAAUCAUAUUAAUCUUCUUGGUGUAUUAAUUAGAAAUUUUUGGCUUCCAUUACUUUUAAGUGCCAUUUGUAAGCUAAUUUCAAGUUUACUUGUGUUCGCAAGUCCCCAGCUAAUGGAUCAACUCUUGACCUUCAUCAUUUCCAAUCAACCAAAUUGGAGAGGUUACAUUAUUGCUCUGAGUAUUUUCACUGCUUCAAUUGCUUCGACAAUAUUUGAGUCCCAAUAUGAAUUCUGGACCAAUAUCACUGCAAUGAGAAUCAGAUCAGCGUUAAUCACAGCAAUUUAUCGAAAGAGCUUACGAUUAUCAAGUUUAGGUCGCCGAGACUUCACCACCGGUGAGAUUGUCAAUCUAAUGUCGGUCGACACUCAGCGUAUCAUUGAAUAUGUCAACGUAUUCAAUUACGCUUGGACAGCACCGAUUCAAUUUGCUUUAACCAUUUACCUUUUAUGGCGUCAAUUGGGUGUAUCAUCCAUCGCUGGACUAGUUUUAAUGGCGGUUGUAAUGCCUUUGAAUGGAUUUGUAUUCACUCAAUAUCAAAAACUUCAAACUCGCCUUAUGAAAGAGAAAGACUCACGUUCCAAAUUACUUUCUGAUAUUCUCAACGGAAUGAAAGUUCUUAAACUUUAUGCAUGGGAAUCGGCUUUUGGUGAUAUUGUCUCUUCGAUAAGAAAAAACGAAAUCAAGGCUCUGAAGUCUCAAGCCCUUUGGGCAGCUUGGUUUAUAUUUACCUUUACAUGUGCACCAUUCUUUAUAACGGCUACGAACUUUGUGACUUAUGUCUUGAUAGACAGAAAACAUGUUCUUGAUGCAAACAAAGCAUUCGUAUCGAUUUCACUGAUCAGUAUUCUUGGCGGACCUUUGGGCUUUUUACCGAUUGUUAUUUCUCAUGGUACAAGUUUUUACGUUUCCAUCAAAAGAAUCAACAAAUACCUUGAUGGAGAUGAGCUCGUGAACGAUUCAAUUGACCAUAAACCUGAUUCAAUUACACCGAUAGUAGUUCGAGAUGCAACUUUUUCCUGGUCUCCUGAAGAAGAAGCGACAUUGAAAGAUAUCAACAUAAAAGUAGAAAAACAAAAGUUGGUCGCUGUUGUUGGAACUGUUGGUUCUGGUAAAUCGUCUCUUUUAUCUGCACUUUUAGGAGAUUUACACAAGAAACAGGGUUAUGUUAAUGUGUACGGAAAAGUGGCCUAUGUGCCUCAAAGUGCGUGGAUUUUAAAUGCUACAGUUCGGGAGAAUAUAUUAUUUGGCUCGAGUUUUAACCAAAGUAAAUAUGAUAAUGUAAUCGAUUCAUGUGCUCUCACUCCCGAUUUAAAGAUGCUAACUGGAGGCGAUGCCACUGAAAUUGGUGAGAAGGGAAUCAAUUUAUCGGGUGGACAAAAGCAAAGAAUAAGCCUUGCAAGAGCUGUUUAUGCAAAUUCCGACAUUUACUUUUUCGAUGAUCCUUUAUCAGCGGUUGAUUCUCAUGUAGCCAAACAUUUAUUUGAAAAAGUCAUUGGUCCUCAAGGCUUAUUGAAGGGUAAAACUCGACUUUUAGUGACACACAGAAUAACAUUUUUACCACAGGCUGAUCAAAUAAUCGUUAUAAAAGAUGGUCAAGUCAGAGAGUCGGGCACUUUUGCUGAGCUGAUGGGAAGACAGGGCGAAUUCAAUGAUUUCAUCUGUCAUUAUUUAGCUGAACAGAAAGAUGAUUUAGAUCCGGAAGAUCGAGAGUUUAUCCAAGUACUGGAUCCUGAAGUCGAGAAAAAAGUUCUAAGCCGAUCUGAGUCUACAGUGUCUAAUGGUAAAAUUUCCGAGAUACGGAAACGUUCAAGUAUUAUAACUGAUGAAACGAAUAAGAAACGAUCAGGAAAGAAAAAAAAUUCCGAGAACAUAGAGUCCAGGUUCAAACUUGUCGAAACAGAAACGGCUGAAAAAGGUUCAGUUGAAUGGAAAGUUUAUUUGGAAUAUUUCACCGCCAUUGGUAUUGUCCCGUGUGUUUUUUUAUUGGCACUUUACUGCCUUGGAAGUGGAUUAAAUUUAAGGUCAAGCUUUUGGCUAACCGAUUGGUCAGAUGAUUCUCUUGACCCAACAACGUAUAAUAAUACGGGACUUAGAAACAAACGACUCUGGGUUUACACAACUUUGGGAAUCUCUGAAUCUCUAAUUGUUUUCAUAAUUUCGGCCACAAUAAAUGUUGCCACAGUGAACGGAGCCCGUUUGAUACACGAAAAAAUGCUGGCAAGACUUGUUCGUGCACCGAUGUCGUUUUUUGAUACAACACCUAUUGGUAGGAUUCUGAAUCGUUUUACUGCCGACAUGAACACUGCCGAUACUCUGAUGGGUUUCUCAUUCAGUUUUCUCAUCUCUCAAAUUUUCCGAGCAAUCGUCGCCGUUAUCAUUAUCUGUUUACAAACAUCAUAUUUAAUUAUUGUUAUAUUGGUAGUUGGAAUUGUCUAUGUUAUGGUUCAGAAAUUUUAUAUCGCUAGUUCACGACAACUGAGGCGAAUUGAAUCAAUUACAAGGUCACCCAUUUAUUCACAUUUCUCUGAAACAGUAGCCGGUUCAACUUCGAUCAAAACUUAUGGGGCAGUUGAUCGGUUUACCAAUAGAAUCUAUCAUCUGGUUGACACAAAUCAUGCUUCGUAUUUUGCAAACCUUACUGCUGAUCGUUGGCUAGCAAUUCGUCUUGAAUUUCUGGGCAAUAUGAUUGUAACACUGGCGACAGUUUUUGCUGUGUUGACUAAGGGAGACGUGAGUCCUGGU
Messenger RNA from Panonychus citri (citrus red mite), 4373 nucleotides. Its product is annotated as multidrug resistance-associated protein 1-like. Gene Ontology annotation, molecular function: ABC-type transporter activity; ATP binding; ATP hydrolysis activity. The record is from RefSeq and is a predicted model, not a curated record. The transcript has 9 exons. Lineage: Eukaryota; Metazoa; Arthropoda; Arachnida; Trombidiformes; Tetranychidae. Gene Ontology annotation, cellular component: membrane. Gene Ontology annotation, biological process: transmembrane transport. The annotation marks the transcript as partial.